CUUGAAGCCUUCAAGCACCACUUGUUGCAUUGCAGGGUCCAUGUGUCAGACCAAGUCCAAGUUAAGAGCAAAUUGACAUUGAUAAAUCAGUUGUGGAUUUGGUAAGAGUUACUGGUGCAGCCUUUUCUCCAAUUUCCUAAGUCUUUUAUGGUAUCAAGAGCUUCUAUAAUCUGACGAUGUUUUUUUACCCAGGUUUCCCAUGGCCAACUCUAAUAGCUCUGCCCUUCCUACCAAUGACCAAAUUCCUCCGCUCACAAUUGACCUGAAACAAAUGUCCACUGUGGUUGCCUCAAAUUUCUCAUAUUCUUCGUAGUCAGUGAUCUUUUUGGCUACGUUGAUGGCACAAUCCUCUGUCCUCUUACGUCUCUUCCUGGUGCUGCCGAAAAUGUCGUCAAUCCUUCUUAUCUAUAUUGGGUCCAGCAAGAUCAGACAAUAUUGAGUUGGAUAAACAACUCACUCACUCCGUCUGUGUUGUCUACUGUGGCGUUGUCUCCCACAUCUCGUCAAUCUUGAGUAUCUCUGGAACAUCACUAUGCCUCCACCUCUCACAACCGCAUCCUUCAUCUGCGCAAUGAACUCAUUCGCACAGACUUGUCCAUUUCAGAGUACCGAGACAGAAUCAACUCGAUUGCAGAUGAUCUUGCACUCGCUGGCAACUGACAAUCUCAGCUCCACAUCCACACUAGCUCUGGGAAAAUAUCAGAAACUAAUGGAGGAGGAAAAGCUUGAUCUGAUCAGCAGCUUACCAUUUGAAUUACAACAGAGAAUUAUAUCCUUCCUGCCAUUGAAAGAGGCAGUAAGAGCAAGUGUCCUUUCAACUCAUUGGAAGAGCCUCUGGUCUCCAAUUCAAGUAAGCUUGAAUUUUGAUCCAAACCCAAUAAACCAUGAAGGCUCAGUUCAAGAAUUCAACCAAGUUAUGGGAAUGUGCAUGAGGUCUUAUGCUUGUCUUGAGCAAUGGAAGCUGUGCCUCAAUGUUGUUGACAGCAAUGAAGCACUGAUUCUCAAAGCCACCAAGGGGGUUGACAGAGAGCUUCAUCUGGAAUUAUUUGAAACAAAGAAAGUUUCAAGAGAUUUCAAAUCAGAGCCAACAUCAACCAGUGCUUGUUUGUGCCUUCACAGCCAUCAUCCUACACAAACAGAGAGUUUUUCUGGGGUGAAGCUUCUCCACCUCAGAUCAGUCACCAACCUCACCAAAACCCUGGUGUCUGAAGUUUUCUCCAAUUGCCAUGUCCUUGAAAGCUUGAAGCUUGAGAAAUGCAGGGGACUGGAAAGCCUUGAUGUGAAAACAGAUAGCCUGAGGAGCUUGGUGGUGGCAGACUGUUCAAACAUGGCUGCCAUUACAAUUUCUGCACAAAAUAUCAAAUCAUUUUGGUUCCAUGGUGCUCUUCCCCAGAUUAUCACCCUAAAAAACACAAGAAGCUUGAUUGAUGUGGUGCUCAAUUUGAAGGAUGGACCAAUCAGCAAUGAGUUUGACUGUGAGGAAAUUCUCUCCAUCCUUUUCUCUUUCAAGGAUGUUGAGGCUCUCACUAUAAGUGGCUGGCUUCUUGAGUGGCUGUGUUCAGCAGGAGUGAUUUUUGGGAGGCUUGAUUUCCAAUUCAACAAGUUAAAAGCAUUAACUUGGAUCGACUCCUUGAUCGACAAGGACAAAAGAGACUCCCUUGCUUGCUUCUUAAAUGCAUGUCCCUUGCUGGAGAAAUUGUUGGUUGAG
Messenger RNA from Prunus avium (sweet cherry), 1708 nucleotides. The record is from RefSeq and is a predicted model, not a curated record. NCBI's taxonomy places the organism in Eukaryota, Viridiplantae, Streptophyta, Magnoliopsida, Rosales, Rosaceae.